UCUCAAUUCAAACUGCAUUCACAAAUUCGCAGUCCAUCUCUUUCUUAAACUAAAAAAAGUUUGUGAGAUCCCACGAGAAAAUGAGUUGGACGAGCAGAGCUUGUAUCGUGGCCGCAAGCCUUGGAAGUGUGGAAGCACUGAAGGACCAAGGGUUAUGUAGAUGGAAUUACGCCUUCAGAUCGAUCCAUCAACACGCCAAGAACAAUCUUGGAUCUCUUUCUCAGGCCAAUAGACAACUACCCUCUUCCUCUUCUGCUGUAGCAAUGGCCAAGAAGGUGGUUUUGAGUGAUGAAAAGAUGAAGCAAUCUGAAGAAUCUCUCAGAAAAGUACUGUUCUUGAGCUGUUGGGGUCCUAAUUAAUAAUUACUGUUAUUUUUCGUCGACCCUGUAAAUACUAAAUGAACUUGUUUGAAUGGCAAUAGAGAAAAAAAAAAAAAAUUUUGAUAUUUUUACACGGCAUAAUUUGUUUGUUUUCAUUUCUUGGAGCUCGAGACUGAAGCCGACAACAUCCUAUCCAACGACCCUAAUCUUUCUAACCUUUCUAACCAUCUCACUAGCCUCAGAACCUCGUCAAAAAUCUCAGAUAAUCUCAAGGCCAUAGCCUCCAAUCCUGGGAAAUUUCGAAUCAACUUCAUAUUCAGACAAAUUUCAUGAAAAUAGAGUGUGUUGUAAACCUAUUUGAUUUUGUCUGAGAGUAGCUCGGGGGAUUAAUCAAAUAAAAAGAUGUCCAAUUUUCGUUCUA
This is a messenger RNA of Macadamia integrifolia, 741 nucleotides long. RefSeq lists its product as uncharacterized. Lineage: Eukaryota; Viridiplantae; Streptophyta; Magnoliopsida; Proteales; Proteaceae. The record is from RefSeq and is a predicted model, not a curated record. The transcript has a single exon. Bases 81 to 359 code for a protein of 92 amino acids.